AUGCCGAACCAAUUUUACGGGAGGUUCCAAUCCUUUUGCGCGAACGCAGGCAACGAAUACGCAACCCUCCCCGUCUGCAACCUGUUCAAAGAGAGCCCAGCGCGAGGCGGAAAUGGUUUCGCAGACGGAGCAUGCAAUCUGGUCGGGAUUUCGCUGAAAGGAGGGACACAACACCUAGCGAACUUGGGCUCGAUACUCUUCGCUUUCAUAGCGAUUCUGGUGUCGCUUAUCUUGUUCUGGCGGAGUGAUAGGAAGAAGGCUGCUGUGGGACGGAGGGAAAUGCAAUUCUUCCUCGUCGGCUACAUCAUCAUUGAAAUCUGCGAGAUCUUCACCGUCGGCGGCUUCCCACUCAAUGGUGCGGUCCGGAGGGCCUUUUCAGCAGUUCACAUUGCCGCAAUCGUCGCAACACUAUGGAUCCUCAUGAUGAACGGAGCCGUAGGCUUCCAACUUAUUGACGACGGGACAAUCGUCUCCGUCGGCCUCAUCUUCGGCUCUGCGGCGGCAUUGUUCGUGGGGACGGGAUAUAUCGCUUUGGAUACUGGGUUCUCAUGGACGAAUUACUGGGUUCCCACGACCACGGCGCCGAAUCAGGCCUAUGCGCUUUACACUCUCUAUCAACUCGUCCCGUUAAUCUUCCUCGUGGUUUUCUUCCUGCUGGAGACGAUAUUGGUAUUACGGGUAUUGGGUGAGGUCAGGCCAAUGAUCUACCUCGUCAGCGCCGCCCUCCUCUUCGCCAUCGGCCAAAUCUUCCAAUACGUCGUCAGCUCGCACAUCUGCAACGGCACUAAGGGAGCCAUCAACGGCGGCAUGUUCGAGACGCUGUUUACCUUACUUGCAGUCGUCUGCAUAUGGGUCUUCUGGUCGAGCAUAACGGAGGAUGAUUGGCCGAGUGCGCCGCCCGGGGGGAGCACGUAUACCUAA
Molecule: messenger RNA, 921 nt
Organism: Recurvomyces mirabilis
Lineage: Eukaryota; Fungi; Ascomycota; Dothideomycetes; Mycosphaerellales; Teratosphaeriaceae
Exons: 3
Coding region: 1-921 (306 amino acids)
Biological process (GO): protein folding
Cellular component (GO): endoplasmic reticulum membrane
Source: RefSeq, a predicted model, not a curated record